AAAAAAAGGAAAAAAAAACCCCCCGUGUUUGUCUCGCUUCCUUUCCUUCUCCUCCCAGCUCAUACUCAUUGUCAAUUGUUUGACUAGCUCUGGAAAUAUAUCAUCCAACCCUACUCACCCUCUUCCUUUCUCAUGGCACUAGGUCGCGGACAGGGGUACCAAACUCUCAGGAAUGCUAGCAACACAACUAAUGAUUCUUCCUCUGAAGGGCUUUCGCCACAAGUCUCUAACCCCCAAUCUAGAUCCAAUGCUUGGACUAGUUUGACUAGGAUGGUUUCAGAUCGCUCUAUCCAAAACGAUUUUGAGCUGAAUCCUGUUAACGACCGCACAGGACUCACAGCAAAUAUGGCACGCUCAUCUAUGUCUCCUUCCUUACAGGAUUCACAAGAAGAUCUUUUGACUGGGGGUGAUCCUUCGUCUAACGUCCAUCUUCAGCCACUAGGAAACUCACCCCGGCGCCAUAGAGGCUUCCACAACAAUCCUUCUCUCGCCAACAACAAAUCUUCUCGAUCCACAUCUUCUAAACCUGGGUCACGUCUCGCCUCCAUGAAACAGGUCCUGGGAAGAGCCUCCACCCGAGUCAUCAACAGUUCUAUAUCUUCAAGGGACCAGCAACCCUCUGUACCUGAAAUACCUACAAUAUUCAUAAGACGAUCCACAGAUGAUUUACAGCAACAGCAGCAACAAUACUCUUCACAGGAUUAUAAUCUUGGUCUUGACCAGGACCAAAGACAAGGUUUAGACGCACGAGUGAGCUCGGAUAAUUUACAACAGAAUGAUGCCAGGAAAUCAAGGACUUCACUCUCUCCAUUGCCUGAAGUAGCCUAUGCUCAACCAUUGCCUGAAGUAGCCUAUGCUCAACCAUUGCCUGAUGAGGUUCCGCCGAUCGAUCCGACACUCGAGGGCAAAUCACUCUUCAUUUUUGGACCCGAUAAUGCAUUUCGUAAAAAGUUGAACAAAUUCCUGAAUCAAAUAUGGGUAGAAUUGUUCCUACUUUUACUCCUAAUCCUGAAUUUAGUUUUUCUGAUUGUCACAGUCUCAUCGCCAGUAGGACAGGAUACUGUUUGGGGGGCACAUUGGACUGAUUAUGGACUCUUUAUAAUAUUUGUUCUGUAUACCCUUGAGAUCGGAGCAAGGAUCAUUGUUAAUGGGUUGGUAUUAUACCCUAAGGAUGGAGAAAAGGUUCGGAAGCUUUUAGGCAAGAAGCCAAGGACAGAUAACCUACAUGACACCAACCCCACCAUUCUCCGAAAAGAGAGGACGAUGGCAUUAGCACAGGCACAGGCACAAGCGAAAGGAUCAGGACAGAAUCCAAUAAUAGGGAUCACCUCAGCACCUACAUUUAGACAGACAGAGCAGUCAUCGAUGCUUUCUCCUAUACAAGACAGACCGGGAGGGAGAGCGACAACGAUUAUUGAUUUUGCGGUUGGACGUCAGACAACGAUGACUCAAUACAUUCCAACCUAUCUAGACCCACUGAUCGCUUACAGACCUCAGUUUGUGGUUGUAAAAAAACAGAUUCCAUUCCUCAGACAUACAUUUAAUCGGAUUGACAUGGUUGCUGUUAUCUGUUACUGGAUUGAUUUCACCCUCAUGCUCUCUGGUGUUCACGAUGUCUACUUUUUCAAGACUAUUGCUGCGAUGCGAACACUUCGUUUAUUGAAUAUCACAUCUGGAUCAUCUACUAUUCUUCAUUCCUUAAAGAAGAGUGCGCCUCUUUUGGUUAAUGUUGUGCUCUUCAUCGCAUUCUUUUUCAUUAUCUUCAGUAUUAUUGGAGUCCAAGCGUUCAAAGGAUCAUUUUCGCGACGCUGUGUAUCUGCAACGAACGAGACAGACGUUUUGGAUCAAUUCUGUGGAGGCCAUUAUAGUGAAUCGAAUCCUUUAGCAAUAGAGCCGUACAUCACUCUCAAUAAUGUCUCAAGUCCAACUCUUCCGAAAGGAAACAUCUGUUCACAUGGAUACAUCUGCAAGGACACUGGAGAGAAUUACCACAAAACAGUGUCAUUUGAUACUAUUUAUUCCGCAAUGGUUCCGGUCUACAUUCUGAUGACUGGGCAAACAUGGACGGAUAUGAUGUACAGAAUCAUGGAUGCGGAGUACGGCUGGUCCUCCAUUUACUUUGUAUUGGUUGUCUUGGUAAUGAACUUUUGGAUCCUCAAUCUUUUCGUGGCGGUGAUCAAUGAGAUGUUUGCUAAGAUUCGUGAUGACUCUGCAAACAAUUCAGCAUUCAAAUCCGAGGACAGUUACGAUAAUAAGAAUGAGAUCCUGAGUGAGAGUGUAAACAACUUUACAUACAGUGCUAAUAACCUGUUCAGUCGUCGGAAGCAUUGGAUAGCUGGUACAGAGUUUAUCUGGGUCGCGGCUGUCGUGGUUGAUCUGGUAUUCCAGUGUAUGCCACGGUAUAAUGACUCGUAUGAAAAAGCCCAGCGAUAUGAGCGGAUCGAAUUCUGGUUUACUAUUGGGUUUGCAUUAGAAAUUUUGUUCCGUUUCCUGGUAUUCCUUCCUGUGCCCAAAGAGUUUUUCAAGAGCAAGAAAAAUCAAGUGGACUUAUUCCUAGCUGUGGUGACUAUGAUCAUCCAGAUUCCACCCAUCCAUAAUAGUCGUGCUUACGUCUAUCUUACAGUAUUCCAAGUAUUUAGGAUAUACAGACCCAUUAUCUAUGUUGAGCGUCUUAAAUCUCUUAUUCAACGAGUGGUCGGUAGCUGGAUUGGACUACUGAACUUGAUCUUCUUCAUCGCAUUAUUCUUGGGAGUUGUCUCAGUCAUGGCAGGAAUCUUGUUCCGAGAGAUCAUCAAUCCUACAUCCACGAGCAUGAACUUUUCAGAUUUUUAUGUCAGCUAUCUUGGGAUGUACCAGUUAUUCUCAGGAGAGAAUUGGACAGAAAUCUUAUACAGCGUCAUGUCUGCGGAGAUCCUAUACGGCCAAGUCUUCAUUGCCACAGUAUUUAUCAUUGCUUUCUAUAGCUUUGCUAACUUCGUACUGGUGAACAUGCUAAUUGCCAUUAUCAUGGAGAAUUUUGAAGGCGAAGCAGAGGUAGCGAAACAUGCACAGCAGAUCUUGGAUUUUGCGGCUAGAUCCGGAUACUCAAGGGAAGAAGAGAGAAAAUUUGUCAUUUACCUCACAAAGUAUCUUAAGCCUUACCCAAAGUCAAUUGGCGUGGAUGGUAUGCAAUCAGGAUGGAUCAUCAGGAUGCGCAAAGGACUUGCGCGCCAGUUUCUAUUGGGGGAUAAUGAACUGUUUCAUGGAUACGAAAAGGACCCAUUGUUGGAAUCAAAUCAUCCUAAGAAAAAGGCUCAGCAUUUUCAACAUCGUCAUCAUCAUCGUCGUGCAUCUAGUCUAAAGAGUGUGGACUUUGGGUUUGCUCCACGAUAUGGCCCAUUGAAUCAGGAUGAAAUCGAUAACACUGAACAAUUUAGACAACUCUAUUCUGCUCGAGUUCCAGGCUACGCCAAUGUGGAUGAUAAUGGCCAAGAAGCACCAGCAGUUCCACAGGCGACAACAAUCAAAAAGCAAAAAUCAUUCUCCACAGAAGCUCUUCGUCAUCGCUCUUUACUGAUCUUUGGACCGGAGAACAAGUUUAGACGAUUCCUUCAACGAAUUGUGACGCCUGGUCGAGGAUAUCGUAUUGAGGGUGCGCAUGAAAAUGUGAUGUUGAGUCGACCAUUCAACCUUUUCAUCACUUUGGCAAUUUUGGCUUGUGUUGCUGUAGCAGUGAUCACGACCCCCGCUUGGCGAUUCCAUCAGGCGGAAUUACCACCCGAGCAACAAUCUGUGGUGGUUCCUAUUUCGGAUUUUGUCUUCCCAGCCAUCUUUACUGUCGAGUUCUUGAUCCGGAUCAUUGCAGAUGGAUUCAUAUUCCCACCAGAUGCUUAUAUGAAGACUCUAUGGAACAAAAUCGAUUUCUUUGUCCUCCUCUCAUUUUAUGCGCCUCUAGUUGCCAACUUGACUAAUUCUCAGGGUUCAUCUCGAUUCUUCCGAUCGUUGAAGGCAUUGCGUGCACUCCGUCUAAUCAACCAAUCGGCUUAUAUUAAGGGCACAUUCCAUGCUGUGUUAGUCGCCGGAUUCCCUCAACUGUUCAAUGCCACUUUGCUUUCCAUGUCAUUGAUAGUGCCAUUUGCAAUCUACGGGAUGCGCAUGUUUUCUGGCUUGUUCUACUCUUGCAAUGAUACCAGUGACGAUAUCCGGACGAUGAAUGAUUGUGUGGGCACGUUCUUGGAUCCACAUACCAAACUUUUAAAACCUCGAGUCUGGUCCAACCCCGAGGUCUACAGCUUUGAUAACUUUGGAGCAUCCUUCUUGAUCUUACUUGAAAUUGUGUCACAGGAAGGAUGGAGUGGUGUGAUGGAAACUGCAAGGAAUAUUGUUGGGCUAGGAAUGCAGCCAAGUCAGGAUUAUUCUCGAUACAAUGGUAUUUUCUUUGUAUUGUUCAACCUUUCAGGAGGCUAUUUCGUGACAUCACUGUUUGUAGCUAUUGUAAUUGAGAACUACACAAAACGAACAGGAACAGCGUUCAUGACAGCGAAUCAACGUCGAUGGAUGGACUUGAAAAAGUUGCUUGGAAGUAUCAAGAUGAAGAAGGCUAAAAGGGACCCGCCAGCCAAUCCGAUUAAGGCAUUCUGUUUUCGGUUGGUGGCGCCCAAGAAAGGAUGGUUCCCUCGAUUGAUUGCAGUUAUAACGGUUUUGAAUGGCAUCUUGCUGGCUACAGAACAUGUGAAUUCAGGCGAUUGGGAAGGGCUCAAGAAUUGGAUCUUUUUAGCUCUGCUUUCAAUUUAUAUGAUUGAAAUCUUUGUCAAAAUCUGUGGACUGGGUUGGAGUGCAUUCAGAAAGAACAAAUGGAAUAUUUAUAACAGUACAGUCUCAAUCCUUGCCUUGCUGAUCACGGUGGUGCGAAUCAGUGGGGCCACCUGGCAACCUUUGGUCCAAACACAGAAACUGUUAUUGACUGCAAUCCUUUUCCGAUUGGUGCCGCAGAGCGAUAGCUUGAAUCAGCUAUUUACGACUAUGGCUGCAAGUAUUGGUUCAAUCUCAAGUUUGUUGGGGGUGUGGCUCGUGGUGUUUGCGGUUUAUGGCAUCAUGUUUGUCGAGAUUUUUGGUUUGACUUCGUAUGGCUCGAAUGGUUCAGAGCAUGUCAAUUUCAGAAAUAUUGGCACGUCGCUUCUGAUGAUGGCUAGAAUGUCAACAGGUGAAGGAUGGAACGACCUGAUGCAUGAUUUUGCGGUCGAGAAACCAAGCUGUGUGAAUAAGCCAGAGAACUACCUUCUCUCGGAUUGUGGAUCGACACCUUGGUCGUACACACUCUUCAUCUCCUUCAAUAUUAUUUCGAUGUAUAUCUUCACCAACAUGUUCAUCGUUGUAGUGAUGCAUAACUUUUCGUACGUUUAUCAGAUUGCGCCCGGAUUCUCACUCAUCAAUCGUGAAGAGAUUCGUGGUUUUAAACGUGUUUGGUCUGAAGUAGACACUGAGCAUACAGGGUAUAUUCGUGCAAAGGAUCUGGCUAUGUUCUUAAGUAAACUACGAGGUGUAUUCGAUAUGCGCAUCUACAAUGAAGAGCACUCAAUCAUUAAGCUCCAAUCAAAACUCGAGACCGUAAAGCCUAAUUUCGUCAAGUUGUCAGCACGCGAUUUGGAAAAGAACGCUGCGGCCGCUGGCCCUAACUCUCCUCGAAAGGUCCUGAUGUUGAACCAGACGAACCGCCGAUCCACUCAUUUCAAUUGGGAUGAUGAGAAAAACGGCAAGAAACCUCUCAGUGGCCCAAUUUCCGUCCCCAUAUCUUCACCAUUAUCAUCACCACCUCAGCCUUACCAUCAAUCUAACCAUCCCAAUUUAGCUUACAAGCUCGAACAAGAUUAUAACCUUGCAGCAUUCAACUCUGCGAUUGCAAACUUGGAUAGGGCCGAUGUCCGAAGACGGCGGAGGCUAUAUAACUUUUUGUACGUUGAAGCCCUGAUGUCGAUGGAGCCCAUCCCUGGAUCCGAAACUCGAAAAAAGAAGAGCUUUUUCUCUCGUUGGAGGAGGUCUCCUUCAUCGGGCGGUAGUGAUGGAGUGGGAGAGCCAUCUAGCACCGCAACCACCACUGCUGCUGUCACUGCUCAUCGAGAUUAUGAAAUGGAGGAAAUUGGUGGUGAGAGAGGUGAAGCUGAGCCUGAAAAGGGUAUCUCGUUCCAAAAGAUGCUUCAUAUUUUGGCUCACUACAAGUUGAUUGAGGAUGAUCAAUGUCUUUCGAUUGGUGAUAUGCUCCGACAUCGACAAAAGAUGGAUCGGAUUCAUGCACGCAUCAACGUGAUCACCGUCAAGAGCACUUUACUGAGGAUUAUAUUGAGGCGACGGUUCUUGAAACAUUUUAAUGCAGUAAAGAAGAUUCGAUCAAGGAUCGAUGAUUCCCAGGAGGGAGAUGAUGAAGGGAGACCGCACUAUUCAUCUAGUGGCGUUAGUGCUAGUGCUAGUGCUAGUGCUGGCACUACAUCAGCCUCUCGUCAUGCUGGAUCCUCAGGAUCUGUACAAGAGCAAGAAGGAAGAGGAGGAACUUCUUCUUCGGAUCAAAAGCGUGUUCGUAUCUGUACAGAUGAUGCUCAAAGUUCUUCAGGUGCUGCGGGCGUGGGGUCUGGUACUGGUGCAUCAUUCGUGAGCGGUGGGAGCGGUGGAGACAAGUCUGCAGUCGAAUUUGAUGAUACCAUCAAUCCUGAACAGGCUGGUGCCCUGAUCGAUGGCCUGCGAUCUGAAUGGCGUUCAUUCAUAUCAAACAAUGAACUAUCAAUGGAUAAUGGCAUAGAGGAUACGGGACUCGAAGCAACCCAGAACCUGUCGCUGAAUGAUUUUGAACAUUUAUCAGCGAGCGCUGAUCUACCAAGAAAUGACGUCCUUGGUCGAGAUUACCUCUGAGAAG
Messenger RNA from Lobosporangium transversale, 6883 nucleotides. Its product is annotated as Ion transport protein-domain-containing protein. The record is from RefSeq and is a predicted model, not a curated record. The transcript is spliced from 12 exons. The coding region runs from base 133 to 6879 and encodes 2248 amino acids. Gene Ontology annotation, molecular function: high voltage-gated calcium channel activity; calcium ion binding. NCBI's taxonomy places the organism in Eukaryota, Fungi, Mortierellomycota, Mortierellomycetes, Mortierellales, Mortierellaceae. Gene Ontology annotation, cellular component: membrane; voltage-gated calcium channel complex. Gene Ontology annotation, biological process: calcium ion import across plasma membrane.